AUGACCGUAGUGAAGUUAAAAAGGUCUAAGACUGAGGAGUCCUCCGAAGAACCCUCUCAGACUAAGAAAAAGAUUAAAAUUAAGACAAAAUUGAAUGAGGAUAACACAAAGGUUAUACCUAAGAUAAAGAUAAAUUUGAAAAAGGAGAAUCAUGUAACUUCCAAUAAUAUUGUUAAGAAGGCAGGUCCAAUAAAAAUAAAACUAAAUUUAAAGAAGAAAGAAGAAAAUAAUAGUGGAAUCAAAGUGAAAAGACAUGAACCAAGAGUACGAGUUAAAGCAAUUCGUAUUCCUGGUGAAGGAUAUGAUUCAGAAGAUUCAGAUGUUGAGAGUGACCCUUUAAUUGAAUCCGGUAUUAUACUAAGGGUUGUACCCGAUACACAAGUGGAUUUUGUCAAAAAUUCUAUCGAAGCUGGUGAUUAUUCAGGUAUAGGUAUUAAAUGGGUCACAGAUAGACAUGCAGUGGUAAUGAUUAAUGGUUACAUGUAUGGUGCUAUCCUCGUUGAUCUACCUACUAUCAUUGAAGUCAAUAAAAGUGUGGAUAGAAAAAAUCUUUUAAAGACCUUUGAUAUUAGCCAAAUGUUGCUGUGCAUCAGGACGAUUGAUAAAGAGGAGGAAGUAUUUGAUUUACAAGUACCUGAUACUGAAGAUCUCGUUAGUAAUCAUUAUGAAGACAUCAUACAGGAGAUCCAUAGAGAAAAAAUCAAGUUACUAAGGCAGCAUUUAAGUCAUGGGAACCAUGAUAUGACCCCUCAACAAAUUGACAAAAUUGCAGUAAAAUCAUACGAUUAUAAGCAUGGGUUGACUGCACCAUUAUAUAAUGUUAGAAAUCGUAGAUUUAGAAGGAAAAUGAAUUCGGUAGAAUUCGAAUAUGUGGAGAAUGUAGUAGAAACACUUUUAAAUGAGGAUGAUAAAGCUGAAGAGGUCACAUUCGAAUUAAUUACUGAAGAAGAAAUAAAUACAAAGCCAUUACCAUUGACUUCACAGAGUCAUUUGAAUCUCUCAUCUCAACAGCAAAUGGACUCUUUGACUAUUAAAACGAGUCCACCAUUAUCAACUAAUAUUUCAAACAACUCAGAUAGUAAUUUGGAAAAGCGUGAAACUACAGACAAAGGUGAGAAUAUAGAAGAAGAAGAAAAAGAGGAAGAAGAGGAUGAUGAUGAAUUGGAUCUUGAAGCUGCAUUUGAAAGUGACGAGGAUGAUGAUGAAGCGAAAAAUUUACAAGAAAAAUUAAAGAAUCAAAACGAGGUUACUUCUAAUACUGAAAAUAAGGUUACUAGAGAGGGAGAAGAUUUAAUUGAAGGGUCUGCUGCUGAAGAAGGUAUGGUGGAAGAAGAUGAAUCUGAAGAAGACGAGGAUGAAGAAGAUGAAGAGGAAGAAGAUGAAGAAGAAGAAGAUGAUGAUGAUGAUGAUAAUGAAUUAGGAGGAAGACGAAAUGAAAAGAGACAACAUAUUGAAUUGUUAGAAGACGAAUUAAAAGAAUUGGAAAGUACAUUAACGCAAACAAUACGUAAAGUAGAAAAGGCUACUAAUCCAUUGUUAAAAUCGAGAUUUGUGGAAAGUAUUAAAAAACUUGAGAAAGAAGUUGAAUUGAAGAAGAAACAGUUGAAAGCAAAUGAAGAAUCAAUACAGUAUAGUUCGAAGAUUGAAGAAGACUCAACUAAUAAUGAUGAUGAAAGUCAAACACAUAUCGAUAAUAAGCAGCAAGAACAGUCCAAUAAUGAUGGAGAGGAAGAUGAUGAUGAUGAUGAUGAUAUCGAUGAUGACGAUGACGUCGAACCAGAUGAAGAUGAGGAAGAGGAGGAGGAGGAAUCUUUAGAGGAUAAUAAUAGAGAUGCUGGACAAGAACAAACAAAUAACAUGGAAAAUAAUGCAGAUCUAGAGAAUCAAGAUGAAUCAUUAGAUCAGAAUGAUCUGGACAUGAUGAUGCUGUUUGGAGCUGAGGCAGAAGAAGAUGAAGAGUAA
Arxiozyma heterogenica is the source of this 1962-nucleotide messenger RNA. RefSeq names its product TATA-binding protein-associated factor TAF7 (gene TAF7). The coding region runs from base 1 to 1962 and encodes 653 amino acids. Gene Ontology annotation, cellular component: transcription factor TFIID complex. The transcript has a single exon. Gene Ontology annotation, biological process: transcription initiation at RNA polymerase II promoter; RNA polymerase II preinitiation complex assembly. The record is from RefSeq and is a predicted model, not a curated record. Gene Ontology annotation, molecular function: RNA polymerase II general transcription initiation factor activity. Lineage: Eukaryota; Fungi; Ascomycota; Saccharomycetes; Saccharomycetales; Saccharomycetaceae.